AUGCCCGGUGCUGAUGAAUCCGGCAACGAACCAGCGACAGUUGGAAUACCAUCCCAGGCACCAGCACUCGGCGACUUGCUCGGUAUCCAUCACAGAUUCAAUGACGCCAACGAGUUCGCAACUUGCGUGCAGGCGUGGUCACGUGCCCAAGGCUUCACAGUGUCGCGGACGGGAAAGAACUUUUCGGAUAAACCCCCCACCCUGUUCACAGUGGACGAGUGGCCGGUCGACGUGCACGUGGCAUAUCGUUUUGCCCACCUCCAACUCGAGUGUCCCGACGCUAUCUGCUGUGCCUACGGCUGCGGUGCAGUGGAAACCCAAUACUAUGCAUUCCAUGCAUAUCUCCACACCCACCCUCCGAUGGCUGCGCCUCCAAGACACGACUGUCCACUGCGCUCAUCCGUCCUGCAUGUCCUUCACACCCUGCGUGCUCCUAUCAACUACCGGCCAUUGUGGGCCAAGUACCCGUACUCCCUCCACCUUACGCCGACCUCCACGACCGACCAGCGUACCUAA
Molecule: messenger RNA, 516 nt
Organism: Aphanomyces astaci
Lineage: Eukaryota; Oomycota; Saprolegniomycetes; Saprolegniales; Verrucalvaceae
Exons: 3
Coding region: 1-516 (171 amino acids)
Source: RefSeq, a predicted model, not a curated record